Molecule: messenger RNA, 1170 nt
Organism: Naegleria lovaniensis
Lineage: Eukaryota; Heterolobosea; Eutetramitea; Acrasida; Naegleriidae
Exons: 2
Coding region: 1-1170 (389 amino acids)
Source: RefSeq, a predicted model, not a curated record
AUGCCUCUUCUCAUUCAUCAAUCUCAACACCGACACACCAACAACACCGCUCCAUCUCCGAUGAAAAUCUUUUUAAUUUAUUCUCUCACAUUAAUAGUAUUGACAAUGAUGAUGGUACAAUUGACUCUCGGAGGAUGUGUCAUGACUUCUAACGGGUUCCAAAACGGAACUGAUUAUCCAACCGUUCCUUGGAAAACACCUUUUCAUUUACCAAGCGAUUAUGAAAAUGUUUUAUCAGCAAUGUGUCCACAUUUAGCUUCUCAAACAGUGUGUUGCAAUACCACACAAGUAGACAAGAUGAAGGACAAUUUUGUGUUGCUUGAUAUGGUAUUUUGGAGAUGUCCAGCAUGUGUCUUGAAUAUGAAGAAAAUGUGGUGUGACUUUACAUGCAAUAAUCAACAAGAUACAUUUGUUGCUAUUUCUGCCAUGAAUCCAAUUCCUAAAUACAAAGACUAUAUUGCACAAGUAGAUUUUUAUCUGUCUACUGAUUUCCAAAAUGAUUUAUGGGCGAAUUGCAAAGAUGACAAGAUGGCAGCACAACCAGUCAAAGAACAAUAUCCUAACGUUCAAGCAUUUCUUCAAGGUCUUAUUCAAAAAUCAACACCAAAUCCAAACAUUACCUAUGUUUUUCAAAAACUCGAUGCGUUUGAUACGACAAGUGGCAUUCUCCAUGAACGAAUUACAAUUACCAAAAGAUUGAAACCACUCCGAGUACCAAAAGAUGUCGAAGAUAUUUAUGAUGAUUUAACAGAAAAUGAUUACAAAAAGGAAAUUCGAUCAGCAACACAAGAUAGAAAGAGAGUGAGAAACUUGUUACAAAGAUUGAACGUACAAGAACAAAAACCAGUGAGUGAUCAAUUAUCUUACUACAAUGGCACUCUGUUUCAAUGCUCUUUAAUUUGUCCUUGUGCUUAUUGUGAACAAUCGUGUGGAAAAAUUACACCUGACUAUACUUGCUCCAUGUUUGGAUUGCCAUGUUAUAUCAUUGUCACUAUUGGUGGAAGUAUUUUACUUGGAUUAUUUGUGAUUGCAAUUAUUGGAGCUUUAUUCGAUCGAGGAUGUGAAUGGAUGAGAAGAAGAAAAUCUAGAAUUGUUGAAGAACAUCAUAAUUACAAUUCAGUGAACUCUUCAAUACCACCAGCAGCUCAUAGAUAUAGUACUUUUAAUUAG